Dothidotthia symphoricarpi CBS 119687 is the source of this 3351-nucleotide messenger RNA. RefSeq lists its product as uncharacterized. The transcript has 6 exons. The record is from RefSeq and is a predicted model, not a curated record. The coding region runs from base 1 to 3351 and encodes 1116 amino acids. Lineage: Eukaryota; Fungi; Ascomycota; Dothideomycetes; Pleosporales; Dothidotthiaceae.
AUGGACGGUCUCAGUUGGGAAGAUGAGUGGAGGGGCGGCGACCCAACCUGCAACGGUCAAUGCCAUUCUGGUGAGGUAGCUCUGCAAUCCUCCUUGUACGGCGACGGGGGCAAGUGCAUCGACGGCCGCAAGUUUUACUGCUGCAAGGCCGAGGCAAAAAUGCCCGAUUGUGGCUGGACUGACUGUGGUGGUUCCUGUCCUGACACUCACAACGAGAUGACAUGGGCAUACGACACCUGCAGCAAAAACAAGAAACGCAAGUUGUGCUGUAACAAGGAUGAAGGAUGGAAGAACUGCGCGUGGCACGGCAAGCCAGGCAGCUGUUUCGACAACCACUGCGAUACAGGUUGGCAAGUUGCUAUCACUACCUUGUAUGAAGGUGAGGGCGAAGGCUGCGGCUUCUGGCACCCCGAACGCCAGCGAAGCUAUUGCUGCGACCCUCCAGAUGGAGAGUCACCAUUCUUGCCAGUACCUCUCGAGUACUUGUUCUCGAAUCCACCCGAUGAAGCCGAAGCAGACACAGAAUUCACCCUCAAGACAGAUCCAACAUACGGUGGAAGCAACACUGUGCCAUUUGCAGAACAGCCAGACAAUGCACCCUUCGGCUUUGUUGUCCUCACCAGUCCAGACGAGAAACAAGUCUCUCUAGACAAACGUGACGGGUCUCAUUGGGAGGUUUUUGAUUGCUUCGAUCCCAUUACAGAGGGUGAACAUAUGGUGUGGAUGAUGUGUACAGACCAGAGCGAGGACUCCAACUGUCACAAGAUUCACCAUGGUCAUGGCGCUCCCGGCACCAUCAUUCAGAUGCCAGACGGAUGCGGACCAGGAAAGUACGCCGUGGUCAAAACUCUCGAGCCAAGCAGGAAUCAGAGCUUACCGCACCGUCUUGUGGAGAGAGGUUUAGCGGUGGUCGAUCCCAUAUACGACUUAACAUUCGACUAUCAUUUCAAGCGAGUACCUCGAGACCUGGGUAACACUCAAAUGAGAAUCGACUUCAGCAACGAGCCGGAGUACUGGAACAAUGUCGUGAAUAAGUCGGCCUCUAGCAGUAAACACAGAAAACGCACCCUGGAGGACGUCGGCGGUAGUCACAAACGCUGGCUGGAGGAAGAGUGGCGAGAAGACGCACACUUCGGAGCCCUCUCUCCUGAAGAACUCCACAAGCGAUGGUUUGGCAGUGACGUCGUGGCCUGGCUCAAGGGAAUCAUCAACGGUGUCUCCGGAGGACUUGACAUUAGUCACACCUAUUCGGACGAUUUCAUCCUCAAGAUUAUCGACCAGCGUCUGGAUUGCCCCAAUGUAGCGGCCAAGUCGGAAGUUAAAGCCGAGUGUCACAUUGAUGUCGACGUCAACUAUGGAUUUACCCUCGUUGCCACGUUGGGAAAUCCCGGAAGUGUUAUCGAUCUCAGCGACUCGUUUUUGUACUUCCGCACCAAGGGCGAAGUGGAUGCAAAGUUCGUCGUCGAUGCUGUAGUCACGGCCAUGUUCGAUACAGGUGACAUCAUGAUGUUUUCCCCCGACAAGUUUGGGGCUGCUUUUGCCGUGCCUGGUAUCGUCACUAUCGGACCCAACUUCAAACUCUUUGGAAGACUAGAGGGCGAAGCAACUCUAGGCGUCAAUUUUGAGAGCAAAGUCAAGCUGGCAGAGUGGGACAUUCGCCAAACGUACCCCGUGGCCAACAACGACUGGGAUCCAGAAGCAUCCAAAAGCCCAGACAAGAAGGGUACACAAAAUGUGCUGGAGCCUGAAUUUGAUUACGGCUUAACACUGGAAGGCCAUCUCACUGCUCACGUCAAGCCAACAAUCACCUUUGGUAUCGACUUCAACCAAGACUUCAUUCCAAUUGACACUUGUGCUGUCAAUCUUGUUGCCGACGGUCACGUUACUUUCCACGCCGAAUUGGAGCUCAAUAGCGGGUCCUCAUUCUGCUACGGUGUCGACGCUGUCGCCGAUCUCUAUGCAACGAUCGAAGCACCUUCGGAGUUCAGUUGGGCUCUUCCAAAUUCGCCAUUCCCUAUAGUUCCUAUCGAUGAUGUUCAACUCUAUCCUACUGGAGAACAGCAAGCUUGUAUCGAUAUACCUUUGAAGCGCGGACUCGACAGCAACUACCUCAAAGAGAACACGAGCACGAUAUCAUCCGGUCGAUCUCAGCGUCGGCGCUUCAUGACACUCGAUGAUGGGGAAAGCCAUCUCAACGCCCUUGGCAAGAGAGCACAAGUCUAUGGACCUUUGAUUCCUCGUCUAGAUGGCCUAAGCUGUCCCGGAGCCAUUGACGUAGGUAAUAUACCACCAUGUCCUCUAUGUUCAGACGACAGCAGCGAUCUCCAGAAGCGUGCAGAGUCAUGCUGGCUGGAUCCUUACGCAAAAGGAGUACCCUGCUCGUCGGACGUGACCGAAAAGCGCGAUCUCGAUUUCAUGCUCGCAGUGGACAAUGAAACCAUCUAUGAAGAUGUGGUCCGCAAACCGAUACCCUUUGAGCUCCGGAGCGAGCACCAUCUAGAACGCAGUCUUAUGAAGCGCACGGACAAGGUGCUUUCAUGGGAAGGCUAUGAUCUUCCAUGCGGAACCUACAAAUAUCGCUCAUUGGCAGCCAAGUCGGGUGGUGUGAAUAAAUGGUUCGGCUUCCGAGGCUCGGACAAACAAUGCGAGACGGCGAUAACCAAAAUGACUAUUCGUGAUAUAGACCCGUCGGACUAUGUCACGGAGCAUAUCUACGAGGUCCAAUUGCUGAGAUACUUUAUGCUAUGGCUCAUUAACGGCCCCCUUCCCACAGGGUACACAGCAGCAUCUCUAGACUGGGUUUCCAAUGUGAUCAUUGGCGGAGACUCUGCGUUUUUCCAAAUGACAUAUGGCCUAGGGGGCGACCAUAAUCCUGGCGGACUCGCACUCGCCCAGAAAGGCGUGAAUGGGCGCAAGGAAAACCUUUUCCACGGCGGAACACCCGAUUCCAGGAACGACUUUGAUGCAAACUUCAACUGGAACGGCCAAAGCCAAGAAAAUGUCGGUCAGCCGGGGCUCCCACAACGUGGUGCCAAUAAUCCCGUAGCAGGAAUGCGCGACUUGUUUUGCUACUGGAUCGACAUGUAUCUUAGAGACAUUGAAGCCAACGGUGUAACAUGGUGGAAUGCUGCAGAGGCACAGUCCUCUUACGGAAGCGACAAUGAUGGCGUCAAGUGGCUCAAGAACGUCAUGAAUGUAAAUGGGCCGAUCUCACCAACGACAAUGCGCUUCUUGCAUGCUCGGAAUCAGCACGGUCCCUUUGGUUCUAACAAUCAGCCAACUGUACGGUGGUUGGCGAGUAAUUAUGACGGUUUGUGGAUCGCGGGUAAUGGACCAGCAGGCCCGUUCUGA